Molecule: messenger RNA, 1638 nt
Organism: Ostertagia ostertagi
Lineage: Eukaryota; Metazoa; Nematoda; Chromadorea; Rhabditida; Trichostrongylidae
Source: the annotation of a GenBank genome assembly
AUGCGUCGACUUGCUUUACUGGUACUACUGCUUCUGAAUGGGGCAGCAGCAACUUCUAGCGAAUGCGAAGAAUGCAAGUUUGCCGUUGAACUCCUUCAUGACGCUUGGGGUGACAAAGCGACAGAAGAAUGCGUUGGCGAGCUAGCUCUAUUUAUUUGCAAGACGUUCAAAAUUGAAGACCACUUCAUCUGCAAAGGGAUUGUUGGUGACUUCUCGGACGAGUUCAUGUACGUUCUUGGUCAGAUUAUCGUCGAGCCCCAUCAAAUUUGUGGCUUACUGAUGGAUGACUGCGGCAGAUUCAUUGAUCCGUUCAAUUCUACUUGGAGCAUACCAAUGCCUGGUGGGAAACCAACUCCCAUCGACAAACAACCAGUGCCUGCUGGAAAACCGACAUUACGUGUACUGCACUUAACGGAUAUUCAUUUGGAUAUGUACUAUACUCCAGGAAUGGAAGCGAAAUGCUCUGAACCCCUAUGUUGCCGACCCCAGCAGGACCCAGAUGAAGUAGCUGUAGCAGCAAAAGAGGAUGUGCAAGUACCGGCUGGUCCGUGGGGGAUGGUUGGCGAUUGUGAUACUCCUGAAUGGCUGUUCACAAACAUGCUCGAAUUUAUUCAGAAGAAUCACAAAGAUCUCAACUAUGUGAUGGUCUCCGGCGAUCUCGUUUCACACGCCGUCUGGGACUACACCCGAGAAGCUCAUGUGGCAAUGGUGAAAAACAUCUCGGAUACGAUUCGAAUGUUCUUCCCGAAUAUUCCCACCUACUUCGCUGUUGGAAACCAUGAAGGUGUACCAAUCGACAACUUCGCUCCACAUUUCACACCGAAACAAUUUCAUAUGGACUGGCUGUAUGAUGCAAUGGCUGAUGCGUGGAAUGGAUGGAUCCCAGAGGACCAAGUUAAAACCGUAAAAUAUAUGGGCUGCUAUAUGAAAGUACUCUAUCCCGGUCUACGUCUCAUUUCUGUGAAUAAUGCGCUCGGAGGCGAUGCAGUCAACUUUUUCCUCUAUGUCAACCAGACCGAUCCUGAUGGCACACUAACCUGGCUUAUUAAGCAGCUGCACGAUGCUGAAACUGCAGGUGAUAAGGUUCAUAUACUGGCGCAUAUACCUGGUGGAAACGGAGAGGCUCUCGAAGGUUGGGCCUUGAACUACUACAAUGUGAUUAACAGAUUCCAAAAUACCAUCGUUGGCCAGUUCUUCGGCCACACACAUUCAGAAGAAUUCUAUGUCACCUACGAGAAUCCAGAAUCAGCGUCAACCCGUCCGACCAGCGUAGUAUACUCAGCUCCUUCGGUUACUACGUAUUCUGAAUAUUUCCCCGCAUAUCGGAUCUACACCAUUGACGGAGCAUAUCAGGGAUCGUCGUAUCAAGUGAUCGAUUUUGAAGAGUGGUACUUGAAUCUCACCGAAGCCAACGCAAAUCCUAAAGAUCCUCAGUGGAAGCAACUAUAUGCCAGUGUCAAUCUUGAAUAUGGUACAUCUUUGCUGAUUGUUACAAGAUUGCAAGUCUCGUCGAAAGAUAAAAGGCGAAAUAGCUACCAACGGAAGCCGAAACCAGCUCAUCGACAAGAGACCAGAUCAGACAAGCACUCCUUGCAAGAAAGCAAGUCCGAGCCAAUGAUCAGUGCCCACUGUAAUUAA